Molecule: messenger RNA, 688 nt
Organism: Micropterus dolomieu (smallmouth bass)
Lineage: Eukaryota; Metazoa; Chordata; Actinopteri; Centrarchiformes; Centrarchidae
Product: odorant receptor 131-2-like
Exons: 2
Biological process (GO): G protein-coupled receptor signaling pathway
Cellular component (GO): membrane
Molecular function (GO): G protein-coupled receptor activity
Source: RefSeq, a predicted model, not a curated record
GAACAGCCCUCUGAACCUGGCUGGCAUGGCACUCGAGCGUUACAUUGCUGUUUGCCGACCUCUUCAUCACGUCCAGAUCUGUACUGUGCAGCGAGCCUACGCUCUCAUUGCACUGAUCUGGCUAGUCUCCUUCAUCCCGGGCCUCUCAGAUGUCAUCAUCCUCCUCGCCACUCAGCCCCUCUCUGUCUUUGCAAAGAGUGUCCUCUGUCACUAUUCCUCCGUGUACAACACACCGUACCACAGAGCACAAAGUGCAGCUGUCCAGAAUGUCUUCACGUGUUCCUCUCAGGUCCUUUUGUUUACCUUCGUCUUCCUGACUGUGAUCAUCACCUACCUGAAGGUCCUCUGCACGGCCCGGACAGUUUCUGGUUCUAAUCAGGCCUCGGCCAGAAACGCCCGCAACACUAUCCUGCUGCACGGAGUCCAGCUCUUCCUCUGCAUGCUGUCAUUCAUCUCUCCCUUCAUCACUGUCACUUUAAUCACAGCCUGGCCCCUUGAAACCACCAAGAUCCUUUUCUCUGGCUUCCUGUUGACCAAUGUGCUUCCACGUCUGCUCAGUUCGCUCAUCUACGGCGUCAGAGACAAGAAGUUCAGCAGCCAAGUCAGGCAGCACUUCUUCUGUAAAGGCUGCAGCUCUGUAGAAAACACCUAAUAGUAGGAGCCCUCAGAAGGUCCAAACGUGUGUUAC